GAUCUUCUGCAGCAAUGGCUUCCCCAACAAAAGUAUAGUUUUUAAAAGUACUCAAAAUACUCAUUCUCUUCUUCUCGCUCACAUGAGAUAAAUUGGAUUUCGACUGAGGGAGUUUCAAGUUUGGAGGGAAAACCUGAAAAAUUCACGAGCGAGAGCCCAUAGCGAGAGAGAAAGAGAGAGAAGAGAGACAGAGAGGAGAGAGGGGGGAGAGAGAGACAGACAGAGAGGAGGAGGGAGGGAGGGGGAGAGAGAGAGAGAGAGAGAAAUGUUUGCAGAAGAGAACGGACUUCGGGGAGACCCAAGGCUGCAGGCCAUCUCUGAAGCGAUUCGAGUGGUUCCUCACUUUCCAAAACCAGGAAUCAUGUUUCAGGAUAUAACAACCUUGCUACUCGAUCACAAGGCGUUCAAGGAUACUGUUGACAUAUUUGUAGAUCGUUACAGGGACAUGGAUAUCUCCGUUGUCGCCGGAGUGGAAGCUAGGGGAUUCAUGUUUGGCCCUUCCAUUGCCUUAGCUAUUGGUGCAAAGUUUGUUCCUCUACGCAAACCGAGAAAGUUGCCAGGUGAAGUAAUAUCUGAAUCUUAUGUAUUAGAGUAUGGAACUGAUUGCCUGGAGAUGCAUGUUGGAGCUGUUCAACCUGGCGAGAGAGCACUAGUCAUUGAUGAUUUAGUAGCUACUGGUGGUACCCUUUCAGCGGCAAUAAGGCUUCUUGAACGUGUGGGGGCUGAAGUGGUUGAAUGUGCAUGUGUUAUUGGAUUGCCAGAGAAUAAGGGAGAACGCAGGCUAAAUGGAAAGCCAUUGUACAUCCUUGUUGAGCCCCGUGAACUUUGUUGUUGAGUUGCAUUCUGUUUGGGGGAUACACCGCGGACGGACGGGCUAUGAUCGGACUAUGGUCCCAGUCUCUGCUGGAUUCCUGUUGCUAGUCAUGGAGCCUUGUAAACAAGCUUAAAUCUCAAUUUUCUUCCUCUUGUAUGAGGUUUGUGUUUGCAUGCUCCUUUGUACAAUUUUGAUUUUCAUAAUAAAUUUCUAUAGGAGAUUUGCAACAUUUUAGGCAUUUAAAUUACAUUCUCAUUUUGAGACAAAAAACAAGAUAGAAUGAAGUUAUUCUUGAUGGGAGAUCGAGUAGGGUAAUUUAUGCUGGAUGUAAUCUCAAUAGCUAAAUUCCUGAAUCAGAAAAUUUUCAACAGCCCA
This is a messenger RNA of Nelumbo nucifera (sacred lotus), 1189 nucleotides long. Its product is annotated as adenine phosphoribosyltransferase 5-like. Gene Ontology annotation, molecular function: adenine phosphoribosyltransferase activity. Lineage: Eukaryota; Viridiplantae; Streptophyta; Magnoliopsida; Proteales; Nelumbonaceae. Gene Ontology annotation, cellular component: cytosol; cytoplasm. The record is from RefSeq and is a predicted model, not a curated record. Gene Ontology annotation, biological process: adenine salvage.